Brassica rapa (field mustard) is the source of this 2117-nucleotide messenger RNA. RefSeq names its product probable phosphoglucomutase, cytoplasmic 1. Gene Ontology annotation, cellular component: cytosol. Gene Ontology annotation, biological process: carbohydrate metabolic process. NCBI's taxonomy places the organism in Eukaryota, Viridiplantae, Streptophyta, Magnoliopsida, Brassicales, Brassicaceae. The record is from RefSeq and is a predicted model, not a curated record. Gene Ontology annotation, molecular function: magnesium ion binding; phosphoglucomutase activity.
ACGUUCCACGUAACGUGAGAAAAACGCUGAGCCACACGUGUCGCGGUCUCGUCUAGUUUAAGCAAACUCUCUCUCUCUCUCUCCCCUCUACACACACACAGCGUUUAACAUCACUCUCUUCUUCUCAAUCCUGAAUCGUCUUUUCGGAUAUGGCUUUCAAGGUUACCGUCGUCUCAACAUCCCCCAUCGAUGGCCAGAAGCCCGGAACCUCUGGUCUCCGUAAGAAGGUGAAAGUGUUCAAGCAACCCAAUUACCUUGAGAAUUUUGUGCAAGCAACGUUUAAUGCUCUUACUCCUCAGAAAGUCAAAGGUGCCACGCUCGUGGUCUCUGGUGAUGGUCGCUACUACUCAAAGGAUGCUGUUCAGAUCAUAAUUAAGAUGGCAGCGGCUAAUGGUGUACGCCGUGUGUGGGUUGGUAAAAACACUCUGAUGUCAACUCCUGCUGUGUCAGCUGUGAUUCGUGAAAGAUCCGGGGCUGAUGGAUCGAAAGCAACUGGAGCAUUUAUCUUAACAGCAAGUCACAACCCUGGUGGCCCUACUGAGGAUUUUGGAAUCAAAUACAAUAUGGAAAAUGGAGGGCCUGCUCCUGAAUCAAUCACUGAUAAGAUUUACGAGAACACUAAGACAAUCAAGGAGUACCCAAUAGCAGAAGAUCUACCCAAUGUUGAUAUUUCUGCCAUUGGUGUAACCAGUUUUGAAGGUCCUGAAGGAAAAUUUGAUGUUGAAGUUUUUGAUUCCGCAGAUGACUACGUUAAACUAAUGAAGUCAAUCUUCGACUUUGAAUCCAUCCGAAAGUUACUUUCAUCUCCAAAAUUUACGUUCUGUUAUGAUGCCUUGCACGGUGUUGCUGGGGCCUAUGCACACCGCAUCUUUGUAGAAGAACUCGGUGCGCAAGAAAGUGCCUUGUUGAACUGCGUACCCAAGGAGGACUUUGGCGGAGGACAUCCGGAUCCCAAUCUGACAUAUGCGAAGGAGCUUGUGGCACGAAUGGGACUAGGUAAAUCCGACACUGGAGGUGAACCUCCAGAGUUUGGUGCCGCUGCUGAUGGUGACGCAGACCGUAACAUGAUCCUGGGUAAAAGGUUCUUUGUAACUCCUUCGGAUUCAGUUGCCAUAAUUGCUGCAAAUGCCAUUGAAGCCAUCCCGUACUUCAGCUCUGGUUUGAAAGGUGUUGCAAGGAGCAUGCCAACCUCAGCUGCUCUAGAUGUUGUUGCAAAAAGCUUGAAUUUGAAGUUCUUUGAGGUUCCAACAGGCUGGAAGUUUUUUGGUAACCUGAUGGAUGCCGGGAUGUGUUCUGUCUGUGGAGAAGAAAGUUUUGGAACUGGCUCCGAUCAUAUCCGUGAGAAAGAUGGGAUAUGGGCAGUUCUUGCGUGGAUGUCCAUACUUGCUCACAAGAACAAGGAUAGCAUAGACGGUGACACUAAACUGGUGACGGUUGAAGACAUUGUCCGCCAGCACUGGGCUACCUAUGGCCGUCACUACUACACUCGUUACGACUAUGAGAAUGUAGACGCAGGUAAAGCCAAGGAACUGAUGGAGCAUUUGGUUAAAUUGCAAUCUUCAAUUCCUGAAGUCAACAAGAUUGUGAAAGGAAUUCGUUCGGACGUGGCGAAUGUCUCCAGUGCGGAUGAGUUCGAGUACAAAGAUCCAGUUGAUGGUUCCAUCUCAAAGCACCAGGGUAUCCGUUACUUGUUUGAGGAUGGAUCGCGACUUGUUUUCCGUCUGUCGGGAACUGGCUCGGAAGGAGCAACCAUCAGGCUCUACAUUGAACAGUACGAGAAGGAUGCUUCGAAGAUUGGACGAGAGUCCCAGGAAGCUCUGUCUCCACUGGUUGACAUAGCUCUAAAGCUGUCCAAGAUGGAGGAGUUCACGGGCCGAUCAGCCCCCACCGUCAUAACUUAAGAGGGUGGUCAGAAGUACAAACGAUCUCAAAUCUUACACUUAUGUCUGUGUCUAAGGGAUACUUUCUUCUCACUCUAUAUGAAUAAAUAAGCCUCAGGGAGACUUCACAUUUCUUUUCGGAAUCUUGAACAAGCCUGUUUUGAGUUAUCGCGAAGAGCUUUAUACUUGUUUGGAUUUGACUUUUCUCGGUUUUGUUUUCUUGUUUUACAUCUAUUA